Messenger RNA from Entamoeba invadens IP1, 254 nucleotides. RefSeq lists its product as hypothetical. The annotation marks the transcript as partial. The record is from RefSeq and is a predicted model, not a curated record. The transcript has a single exon. Lineage: Eukaryota; Evosea; Mastigamoebida; Endamoebidae. Gene Ontology annotation, molecular function: GTPase activity; GTP binding.
AUGUCAACAAGUGUUAUUCCAAUUAAAUUGGUGUUCAUUGGCGACAAUAACGUUGGUAAAACAUCGCUCUGUCUUUCAUAUGUCAAUAUAUAUAAUGAUGUUAAAAAUUCGUACUUCCCAAAUGUUUUUGGAAUUAAUAAAGUCUGUAAUUCUUAUGAUAAACGAAAAUUUGAAAUAUCAUUUUUAGACACCAAUGAUACAAAUGACCUUAAUCGAUUAGAACGAUUGUCUUAUUUUAACAAUAUUGUAUUUUU